Molecule: messenger RNA, 3475 nt
Organism: Suncus etruscus (white-toothed pygmy shrew)
Lineage: Eukaryota; Metazoa; Chordata; Mammalia; Eulipotyphla; Soricidae
Gene: KCND1
Product: potassium voltage-gated channel subfamily D member 1
Exons: 6
Coding region: 412-2355 (647 amino acids)
Biological process (GO): protein homooligomerization; potassium ion transmembrane transport
Cellular component (GO): membrane; voltage-gated potassium channel complex
Molecular function (GO): protein binding; A-type (transient outward) potassium channel activity
Source: RefSeq, a predicted model, not a curated record
UUGCUCUCAGAAUUCUUGAGAGUGAGAGAUUAGUGGCCCUCAGAGCCUUCCCUUCCAGACAUCUCUGUGGUACCUAGUGACAAUUCUAAAAUCACCUAUUUUCCCCACCCUCGCUGGGAUCUUUCCAGGCUCCCCUAGACAUCCGUUUCCUGCUCCUCUUCCAGUCCCUUAGUCCCUUUAGUGCUUCUCGAGAUGUCCCUCAGGUCCCCAUCCUCAAGCCCUCUAAAUAACCCUCCCCAUCCCUGCCUGUGUGUAUAGUUCCUCCUCCUGGUUCCAGCUUCUUUAGACCACCGGUUUCCUUGUGCGAGCGGCCCAAGGCCUCUCCAAGCUCCCACCAUUCUGGAGGCAGCCACAUUCUCCUGAAAGGUCCUACUGCCUGUGCGCGGAAGGGGUGCCAGCCAGGCCAACGGGAUGGCAGCAGGUGUGGCCACGUGGCUGCCCUUUGCACGGGCGGCCGCCGUUGGCUGGCUGCCCCUAGCUCAGCAGCCCCUGCCGCCUGCUCCGGGGGUGAAGGCUACCCGUGGGGAUGAGGUUCUGGUGGUGAAUGUCAGCGGCCGGCGCUUUGAGACCUGGAAGAACACCCUAGACCGGUACCCCGAUACGCUGCUGGGCAGCUCUGAGAAGGAAUUCUUCUAUGACGCCGAUUUGGGCGAGUACUUCUUUGACCGUGACCCUGACAUGUUCCGUCACGUCCUCAAUUUCUACCGCACGGGCCUCCUGCACUGCCCGCGGCAGGAGUGUAUCCAGGCCUUCGACGAGGAGCUGGCUUUCUACGGCCUGGUCCCCGAGUUCAUCGGUGACUGCUGCCUGGAAGAGUACCGGGACCGGAAGAAGGAGAAUGCCGAACACCUGGCAGAAGAUGAGGAGACCGAGCAGACCAACGACGGGCCAGCGCUGCCCGCAGGCAGCACCCUCCGCCAGCGACUCUGGCGAGCCUUUGAGAACCCUCACACGAGCACUGCAGCCCUGGUCUUCUACUAUGUGACUGGCUUCUUCAUCGCCGUGUCUGUCAUUGCCAAUGUGGUGGAGACCAUCCCAUGCAGAGGGCCCACGCCGCUGCCCUCUGGGGAGCAGCCCUGCGGAGAUCGCUUCCCCUUGGCCUUUUUUUGCAUGGACACAGCCUGUGUGCUUAUAUUCACCGGCGAAUACCUCCUGCGGCUCUUUGCUGCCCCUAGUCGCUGCCGCUUCCUGCGUAGUGUCAUGAGCCUCAUUGAUGUGGUCGCUAUCUUGCCCUACUACAUCAGCCUCUUUGUGCCCAAGAAAGACGAUGUUUCAGGUGCCUUUGUCACUCUGCGAGUGUUCCGGGUGUUCCGCAUCUUCAAAUUCUCCAGGCACUCACAGGGCUUGCGGAUCCUGGGCUACACACUCAAGAGCUGUGCCUCUGAGCUGGGCUUUCUCCUCUUUUCCCUUACCAUGGCCAUCAUCAUCUUCGCCACAGUCAUGUUUUAUGCAGAGAAGGGCACAGCAAAGACCAACUUCACUAGCAUCCCUGCGGCCUUCUGGUAUACCAUAGUGACCAUGACCACCCUUGGCUAUGGAGACAUGGUACCCAGCACCAUUGCUGGAAAGAUUUUUGGAUCCAUCUGUUCACUCAGUGGUGUUCUGGUCAUUGCCCUGCCAGUGCCAGUCAUUGUAUCCAACUUUAGCCGCAUCUACCAUCAGAACCAGCGUGCAGACAAGCGCCGAGCCCAGCAGAAAGUGCGCCUGGCAAGGAUCCGCUUGGCAAAGAGUGGUACCACCAAUGCCUUCCUGCAGUACAAGCAGAAUGGGGGCCUUGAGGGCAGUGGUAGCAGGGACGAGCAAGUAUUGUUCUUUAGAAAUCGUUCUGCCUUUGAGCACCAACAUCACCACCUGCUUCACUGUCUGGAGAAGACAACGUGCCACGAGUUUGCAGAUGAGUUAACCUAUAGUGAGACCUUGGGCACUAUGUCACUGGGUGGCCGCACUAGCCGCAGCACCUCUGUGUCUUCUCAGCCCAUGGGGCCUGGCAGCCUGCUUGCCUAUUGCUGCCCCCGUAGGGCCAGACGCCGUGCCAUCCGCCUUGCCAACUCCACCGCCUCAGUCAGUCGUGGCAGUAUGCAGGAGCUGGACACAAUGGCAGGGCUGCAGAGAAGCCCUGUGCCUCAGAGCCGUUCAAGCCUCAAUGCUAAACUCCAUGACUGUCUUGAUCUGAACUGCGACAACCGGGACUUUGUGGCCGCUAUCAUCAGUAUCCCGACCCCUCCUGCCAACACUCUGGAGGAGAACCAGCCUUCCUCCCCUGGAGCUGGAGGCAGGGCCAGGAGCACCCUCAGGAGCUCCAGCUUGGAUACCCCUUGCCUUCUGAAUGAGACUGUUAAAAUCUCUUCCCUGUAAGGGGCAAACCAACCUCCCAGAGGGCUUUCUUCUUUCUGUUCUGAGAGACUCCUUUCCAAAGCCAUAUUUUGGGGGAGGCAAAGAGAGGCAGGGUGGGACCCCUUCUACUCCCCCAUACAAUGGAGUUUUAUCAGAGGAGGUGGUCAUCUAAUGGGGAAGUUUCUGGGUGAGAGAAACUUCUCCCAGCCUCAAUGACCAGAUAUGCACUCAAGGACUGGGCUUUCUCUGUACUCUAGCCUCCUGGCUUAGCAGAUUGGCUCUGGCCCCUCUUCUUUGGCUGGUAUCCUGCAUGUUCCUCCCUGUGGGUUGUGGAGGCUUAGGGGUGCAGAGAACUGACAACUCUGACCUGGCCUUUGGAGAGGUUCCCACCCUCCACCAGGCCUUACAUUUCCCAGAUUCCAAAGCUUGGAUUGCAACCCCGAAUUCCAUGGGCCGUGGAUCUCAGCAGUAACCUGCCACCUCCAACCUGAACUGAGGUAUCAGGCUGUCUUUCCCAACACAUACAAUAGCACAACAACCACCUCAUUCCCUUGCUGCUGAAAAUGGGUUCCUUGAAUCCCAACCUCUUUCUGGGCUCUUAGCAAACUCUAGCAAUAGCAGCUGCUGCCAUGACAUUAUUCAAAGCCUUUGCCCAGUUUGCUAUGGUCUUUAUAUCUGCCCUAAUCAGAGGCACCAUGUCUUACUCUUAUCCCCUCCCAGUUUUGCUUCAUGGCUGGGUUGGGCCAGAGUCUGGACUUACUGUGAUAAGAACCUGGCAAGCUAGGUAUUAGGUACUAGCUAGGUACUAUUACUAGGUAGACUGUAUUUGGAAAUCAGAGGCUUAUGCCAUAUUGUUAGGCAGGAGUUAAGAAGUGUCAAAGGCUAAGGGCUUAGCUUGUUCUUGAAUCCAAGGAGUUGGAAGGGGCAGGACAAACUUACUGGUCACCUCCCUCUCCCCCAUCAGUCCUAUUCACAUCUUUCUUCUCUCCCUCUUGGGUCACCUUCCAGAGCCCUAUGUCUGUACUCAAGCUGAAAUAAAGCAUCAUCUCAGGUUUCCUGUCCUCUGAACUACCCUCCCCCCCAGCUGGUGGCUGAUAAAGCUCUAAUUUACAUCUGUCAAUAAAACUGAGUGGAGAGAUGA